This is a messenger RNA of Pungitius pungitius (ninespine stickleback), 659 nucleotides long. RefSeq names its product cytochrome c oxidase subunit 5A, mitochondrial-like. Bases 89 to 514 code for a protein of 141 amino acids. The record is from RefSeq and is a predicted model, not a curated record. The transcript has 5 exons. Gene Ontology annotation, biological process: mitochondrial electron transport, cytochrome c to oxygen. NCBI's taxonomy places the organism in Eukaryota, Metazoa, Chordata, Actinopteri, Perciformes, Gasterosteidae. Gene Ontology annotation, cellular component: mitochondrial inner membrane.
CACGUGACCCGCGUCGCCCUCCUCGUGUUUGUCCGUCCCCGAGUCCGCCUCUUAGACACAGAGGACGGUUAGCUACCACUGCUGUGCCAUGUUCCGAGCCGUGUUCCGACUGUCAGCCACAGGGGCCCGGAGUCUGGCUCGGUCACGAGCCUGCUACACGGCUCCGUUGGCUUCCAGAUGUUACUCCCAUGGUAAGGUGGAGUCAGACGAGGAGUUUGAUGCCCGUUGGGUCACUUACUUCAGCAAACCCGACAUAGAUGCCUGGGAACUGAAGAAAGGCAUGAACACUUUGAUUGGGUAUGACCUGGUACCAGAGGCCAAGAUCCUGGAUUCUGCACUUAGAGCUUGCCGGAGACUCAAUGACCUGGCCAGUGCCAUCCGCAUCCUCGAGGCCGUUAAGGACAAAGCAGGCCCCCACAAAGAUAUCUAUCCUUACCUGAUCCAAGAGCUGAAGCCAACCCUGUCAGAACUUGGCAUCUCAACACCAGAAGAGCUUGGCAUUGACAAGUUAUAGACCAUCAAGGUCUUUUGAUGUACAAAGAGAAGAGCACCCUCUGAUUCUCUCCUGUCAAAUAUGUCUAUAUAUUGUUGAUUAAAUCCAUGCUGUCCUAUUGUGUACAAAAUGGUGGACCUAAUAAAGAAAACCAAUAAUUUAAGAA